Molecule: messenger RNA, 1892 nt
Organism: Malania oleifera
Lineage: Eukaryota; Viridiplantae; Streptophyta; Magnoliopsida; Santalales; Ximeniaceae
Product: UDP-glycosyltransferase 87A1-like
Exons: 2
Coding region: 341-1750 (469 amino acids)
Molecular function (GO): UDP-glycosyltransferase activity
Source: RefSeq, a predicted model, not a curated record
UUUAUUAUUAAAUUUAAAAAUAAUUAUUUUUUAUUUAUUCUAAAGUUCAUAUAAAUUUAAAUUUAUGUUUUCAAAUACAACUAUUUCAAUUUUUUAAAUUACACAAUAAUAGUUUGGGGGAAGAAAAGAAAAGUCUAGGAGCAUGGAAGUCAAGUCAAGUCGUAGAAAACCUGCUCAACACUAAUUAGUGUAUAUUCUUUGUCCUGCUAUUUGGCACGCGUCACUGCUAACCUUAGCUCUUUUGGUAAAGUGCAAGCGCCUCACCAAUCGAUAAAGGUCUCUGUUCCAGCUUCUUUCUGCCGACCCUCCAUCAUCUUCAUCUUUCUCCAUUUUCACAGAAAUGGACGCCACCAGCGGGCGACGAUUCUCCGGAUGCCACGUGGUCGCGAUGCCUUACCCCGGCAGAGGCCACAUCAACCCUAUGAUGAACCUAUGCAAGUCUCUAGCUUCCCGCACAUCCCUUAACGUUCUCAUCACGUUCGUCCUCACCGAAGAGUGGCUCGGCUUCAUCGGCGCCGAUGACAAGCCUCCCAACAUCCGCUUCGACUCCAUCCCCAACAUCAUCCCUUCCGAGCUCGUCCGCGCCGCCGAUUUCGCCGGCUUCAUCGACGCCGUUUGGACGAAGAUGGAGGCCCCUUUCGAACGGCUCCUCGACCGGCUGGAUCCGACGCCGACGGUGAUUCUGGCCGACACGACGCUGGUGUGGGCCCUUGAUGUCGGAAACCGCCGCAAGAUCCCGCUAGCGUCGUUUUGGCCCAUGGCCGCUUCCGUAUUCUCUGUGUUUCACCAUUUUGAUCUGCUCGUGCAGCACCGCCACUUCCCGAUCCAUUCGUCAGAAAUAGGCCAGAGGAAGGAUGAAAUUGUGGAUUACAUCCCAGGAAUGUCUCCAACGCGGGUGGCAGAUCUUCCAACAAUUAUCCAUGGGAUUAGUGAGCCAACCCUCCGUCGAGCUCUGGAUUCCGUGGUCCGUUUAGACCACAAAGCUCAGUAUCUGCUGCUCAGUUCCAUACACGAGCUCGAAGCUCCCAUCGUUGACGCUAUUCAAGCGAAAUUCUCAAAGCCAGUCUACUGCGUCGGCCCCCUCAUCCCCUACCCCAAACUGAUCACACCCAAUAUUUCUGCAGCACAAAGUAAUGGUGGCAACGACCCUAAUAACCAUGUCAUGAGCUGGCUGGACUCUCAGCCCAGAGGUUCAGUCUUGUACGUCUCCUGGGGAAGCUUCCUCUCGCUUUCCGGUCCCCAGAUGGAAGAGAUCGCGGCCGGCUUGUCCGGGAGCGGCGUCCGGUACCUGCGGGUGGCGCGUGGCGAAGCUCAUCGGCUGGAAGAGGGCGCGGGGGACAAAGGGUUGGUGGUGGGGUGGUGUGAUCAGCUGAGGGUGUUAAGUCACUGUGCAGUGGGUGGGUUUUGGACUCACUGCGGGUGGAAUUCCACCAUGGAAGGUGUUUUUGCAGGAGUGCCACUGCUUACUUUUCCCGUGGCUAUGGAUCAGGUACCAAACAGUAAGGUAAUUGUUGAGGAUUGGAAGGUUGGGCAGAGGGCGAGGAAGGAGCGGGGAGCUGGAGAUUUGGUGGAGAGGGGGGAAGUCGCUGAGGUUGUGAGGAGGUUCAUGGAUUCGGAGAGCUGUGAGAGGAGAGAAAUGGUGAGAAGGGUGAAAGAGCUUCAGGAUAUUUGUCAAAAAGCAACCGCUGAAGGUGGAUCUUUUGACACGAGUCUGGAUGCUUUUGCGAGGGACAUUUCACGCUCCCAUUAAAUAAAUUAUUUUGCUGUCCACGGCGACAUCCUCGAUGGUUGUAAAAUUGAAGUAUUAAAGACAUUUGUUGUUUGUCUCAUUGUUGUAAUUGUUGUGGUUCUCAAAGAGAUGGUUAAUUGAAAAUUUAAAAUUUUUUGACUAA